Molecule: messenger RNA, 403 nt
Organism: Gekko japonicus
Lineage: Eukaryota; Metazoa; Chordata; Lepidosauria; Squamata; Gekkonidae
Product: hemoglobin subunit alpha-D-like
Exons: 3
Coding region: 1-345 (114 amino acids)
Biological process (GO): hydrogen peroxide catabolic process; oxygen transport
Cellular component (GO): hemoglobin complex; blood microparticle; haptoglobin-hemoglobin complex
Molecular function (GO): oxygen binding; oxygen carrier activity; haptoglobin binding
Source: RefSeq, a predicted model, not a curated record
AUGGCAGCACAGCUCUUCAUCGUCUACCCGACCUGCAAGACCUACUUCCCGCACUUCGACUUCUGCGCCGGCUCGGCCCAGAUCCGCGCCCACGGCAAGAAGGUGAUGAAGGCGCUGGACGACGCCCUCAAGAACGCCGACCACCUCCACGAGAACCUGGCCGAGCUCAGCAACCUCCACGCCUACAACCUCCGCGUCGACCCCGUCAACUUCAAGCUCCUGGCCCGCUGCAUCCAGGUGGUGCUGGCCAUCCACCUCCGGGGCGAGUUCAACGCCCAGGCCUACGCCGCCUGGGACAAGUUCCUGGCCUGCGUGGCCGACGUGCUGGCCGAGAAGUACAGAUGAAGGGAGGCCGCCCGACGCCGCCGCCGACGCCGACGCCUGCGCAGCACCCCCCCCCCUU